This is a messenger RNA of Salvia splendens (bonfire salvia), 2080 nucleotides long. Its product is annotated as U3 small nucleolar ribonucleoprotein protein MPP10-like. Gene Ontology annotation, cellular component: sno(s)RNA-containing ribonucleoprotein complex; nucleus; Mpp10 complex. The record is from RefSeq and is a predicted model, not a curated record. Lineage: Eukaryota; Viridiplantae; Streptophyta; Magnoliopsida; Lamiales; Lamiaceae. Gene Ontology annotation, biological process: rRNA processing. The coding region runs from base 64 to 1761 and encodes 565 amino acids. The transcript has 14 exons.
UUCUUCUUAUACCCUAACCCCUAAAACCACUGCGCCUCCGACAUCGCCAUUACCAACGGCAACAUGGCCUCAGUCGCUAACGGUGGAGAAAAUCCGGCUGGUUUGGAGGCUCUUCACCGCCUUGCAUCCACAGAGCCGGCGCUCUACUUAACACAAUCGCCUGAGCUGUCGAAGUCAGCUCGUUUAGCCUCGGAGAGCUUGUUCGCUUUCCUCAAUCCUUAUGUUCCUAAACCUCUAUUGAGUCGUCUCUCGACGGAAGGCUUUGAUGCAGAACAGAUAUGGCAGCAAAUUGACCUCCAAGCCCAGCCCCUGCUCUCCUCCCUCCGCCGCCAAGUUAGAAAUUUCGAGAAGAAUCCAUCGGAAAUCGAAAAGCAAUUCAAUUUGGAUAGAGAUGACGUAAAAGAUGUUGAUUUGCGUGUAGAUGGAAAAAUUAAAGAAAACGAUAGCAUAGAAAGUGAGAGUGAGGAUUUUGAUGAUGAUGGAGAAGAAGAAGGGAAUGAAGAUGAGGAAGAUGAGGAUGAAGAGGGAGAAAAUGUGAAGGGAGUAGAGGAUAAGUUUCUGAAGAUAAAGGAAUUGGAGGAGUAUUUGGUAGACGACGAGGAAAGGGAAUAUGGUCUAAAGAAGGAGAAGAAAAUUAAGAGGAAGAGAGGUAAAAUUGCAGAUGAGGACGAUGAAGAUGAAAAUGAAGAAGAUGAUGAAGACGAGGAUGAUGAGCUUGGACUUAUGGGGCUUGGAGAUGAUGGUGAUGAUGGGAGUGACAUGGAGAAUGCGAGGUAUGAUGACUUUUUUACUUCUCAAAAGAAAACCAGCCAGAAGAAAAGGCCUAAGUAUGAUGAUGAAUCGGAUGACAUGGAUACAGAUGAACAUGAAAUUGAUGAUCACGAUCAGAAUGAACAAAGUCAUCCGACCCAAGGAAAAGAGCUAGGGCAACUCCGUGCUAAGGUUGAAGAGCUGGAAAAGGAAAAUUUGCAGGGCAAGACAAAACAAAGUCUUUCUACCCAUGAAAAAGAGCUAGAGAAACUUCGUGCUGAGAUAGAAGAAAUGGAGAGAGCGAACAUGGAACCAAAGACAUGGGCAAUGCAGGGCGAGGUCAGUGCUGCUAAAAGACCAAAAAAUAGUGCUUUAGAGGUCGAUAUGGAUUUUGACCAAAAUGUGAGACCUCCUCCAGUUACAACAGUGGAGGACACUGCAUCUCUUGAAGAAUUAAUUAUGAAACGUAUAACUGAGAGCCAAUUCGACGAUGUCCAGAGGCCACCUACUUUAUUAAACAAGGCACCAAAAGAGAGAAAAGAGAUGGAUGAAAAUAAGAGCAAAAAGGGUCUUGCUGAACUUUAUGAGGAUGAGUAUGCUCAGAAGACUGGCCUUGUCUCUACUGCAUUGUCUUUCUCAGAUGAACAAAAGAAAGAAGCAAGUAUGCUAUUCAAGACUCUCUGUCUGAAGUUGGAUGCUCUAUCUCAUUUCCAUUUCUGUCCGAAACCGGUUAUUGAAGACAUGUCCAUACAAGCAAAUGUCCCUGCUCUGGCUAUGGAAGAGGUUGCACCACUAGCUGUGUCUGAUGCAGCUAUGCUAGCUCCUGAAGAAGUAUUUUCUGGUAAAGGUGACAUUAAAGAAGAAACUGAGCUAACAAAGGCAGAUAGAAAGAGGAGAAGGGCAAAGAAGAAAAGACAGUUUAAAGCUGAGUCUGUCAAACGGAUGGCAGUAAAGGCAGAGCUGAACACAUUGAAGAAACCCGAGAAUGUCGCAGGGAACGGGGAAUCGUGAAACAGUUCGAAUGAAACGUUUCCUGCCUUUAACAGCUGUGACCGCCUUCUUCUAUUCCUGACACCUCAAUUAUUAUGCAAGUGGAAGAAGAAAAAAACUACCAGGGAAGCUGAGGAAGAGACAGAGGAGAAUAUAUACACGCUGAAUCUCGAUUGCUGGUGCGUUGAUCUCUGCUUGGAAAAUAUGAGUUUUCUUAAAUACACUCCGACCAUUGUAAUCGCAAUCCUCCAUUUUUGUCAAUUUAUACGCAAGAAAUAGGCUUUGUUGUUACCUGAAUCGAUUAUUAUUACUAAUGUCAGCUAUUGCUAAUCUUCAUUCA